AUGCAGCAAUUCCCAGAAAAGAAUUCCGAGCAGUUACACCAACAUGUGCGGUACAACCCCCUGAAGGGGGACUGGGUGCUGGUGUCGGCCCACAGGAUGAAGAGGCCAUGGUCAGGGCAGCAGGAGAACCCCCCGGAGGAGAACAUCCCACGACACGACCCCAAGAACCCCCUCUGUCCCAGGGCCACUCGAGCCAAUGGAAAGGUGAACCCAGACUAUGACAGCACGUUCCUGUUUGACAACGACUUCCCAGCCCUCCAGCCAGACGCACCUGACCCAGGUCCAAGUGAACAUCCACUCCUACAGACAGCAUCUGCAAGAGGGAAAUGCCAGGUGAUGUGCUUUCACCCUUGGACUGACAUCACACUCCCACUCAUGUCAUUGGCUGAGAUCAGAGCUGUGAUUGACAAGUGGGCGGAGAUUACCACUGACCUUGGGACCAAUCACAGAUGGGUGCAGUUGUUUGAGAACAAGGGAGCUGUGAUGGGGUGCUCCAACCCCCACCCCCACUGUCAGGUCUGGGCCAGCAGCUUUAUGCCAAACGAAGCAGUCGCUGAAGACAAGAACCAGAGAGAGUACUUCAACAAACACCAGUCACCAAUGCUCGUGGAUUACUAUAAAUUGGAGAAAGAGAAUGGGUGCGGACUACGAUUUUUAGAAUGGCCUGAGGUAAAGUUUAAAUACUUGCUGCUCCUCCUGCAGGUUCGGGUAGUUGUAGAGAACGAGGACUGGUUGGUGGUGGUGCCAUACUGGGCCGUGUGGCCGUACGAGACCCUGGUCCUGCCCAGGAGACAUGUCCUGAGACUGCCAGACCUCACCAGUAGUGAGAGGGAUGCCCUUGCAGACAUUACAAAGCGGCUACUAUGCAAGUAUGACAACCUGUUUGAGGUGUCCUUCCCCUACUCCAUGGGCUGGCAUGGUGCCCCCACAGGGGAUCUGAUCGAAGCUGAGAAUGGCCACUGGCAGCUCCAUGCACAUUACUACCCCCCUCUGCUGAGGUCGGCCACAGUCAGGAAGUUCAUGGUGGGUUUUGAGAUGCUGGCUCAGGCCCAGCGGGACCUCACAGCAGAACAGGCUGCUGAGAAGCUGAGAAACCUCCCAGAGCUCCACUACAAGAUCAAGAGACAGCAGGAAAACUAGAACUCAGCCUUUAAUGGACAAGUUUUCAACUGCCUAGAAUUCUUUGAUUCAAUCAUCAUCUCAAGAUUAAAGUUCACUUGUGAAGGAGGAACCCCUCCCAUACACUUAACUGGCUCAAGAUUGUGAACAUAGAGCCCAAACUAAAUCAAGUGCAAUAUCUGAUUAUCAUAACUGUUACAGGGUGGUUUCAUGCCUCAUUUCCAAAAAGGCAACUUAAAGUGUGCCAAAGACAUCACAUGGGUUUUCAAGUGUGUCAUGUGUGGUUCUGGCUCUUCCAAAGCUUCUAGAAUUGUAUGUUUAUGGAUGUAGUGCAAUUGUGUGAAGCUCAUCUCACUUUCCAGUCUGAUUUGCUUAAAACCCUUUUUGUGACAGAGUGUGCCUUGACCAAUUGUUUGAGAAAGGACAAUGAAAGUUUCCUAAAGUUUAUAAGUGAAUAGUUUGUGGCCAAGAUGUCUAAAUCUGUACCUUUUUUAGACUUGGUUGUUUACGUUGCAGUGGGAUACCCCCAAGUUGUUGCACAAUAAAAUAUUUGCAGCCUUUCAAGAAAUUAUAGAUAACAUGUACUUACACAAUAUGGCACAGCUGUCACAAUACAUCAUUGAUUGAAGACAGAGUUUCUUGUAAGUUCUUACAGGCAUUCUGCACCUUAUUGUGGAACUUGCUUUUCCUUUAAAAUAAAGAGUCUACUCAAACUUAAUUAGCAAUCAUGGUAAACUGUGUUUAGAACAGCAUGCAUAAGUGCCAAUCCAAAUGGUGUACGACUACAAAAAUAAAGCUAAGUCACUAACACUUUCAAGAGCACGAAAUUCAUGACAGGAGACCAUUUGUACCUUGGAAUAUUUUACAAUUUUAUUAUUAAAUAAUCCGUUGCAAAAUACAUACCUACAGAGUGUGGCUGCUAUGAGGUACAGAGUCCCAGUAUAUCGGGAGAGAUACAGGUUAUACGACAGGUUGUACAGCUUAUUUGCUUAGUGUAAGGGAGUUGUGACGAUGGGAAGUUAACAUAAUUUCAGUUGUCCAAUUGCAUGUCUUAUGGCUAUCAUGCGCUGCUUCAUUAUUCUUUUUUCCUAACCUUAUUCGUCUUCAGAUUCAAUGAUGUGUGGAAGCUUGCUUCCCAAGAAAUCUUAAAUUGUACAAGUUUAAGACGUUCCUUAUAUCUGUAAUGCAUUGGACAGCUAAAAUCAGUACACACCUUCCCAAUCCCUCACCAGUAUUGGUUAGUCCCACGUUUCCACACAAACCAAUAGAGAGAGAGAACACUGCAUGCGGCAGGUCUCCUUGUAGUUUAAAAAGGGGAAAACAUACAAACACUAUGUAUGGCUCCAUCGCCUCCUCAGGUGAAAAUCGUACCAAAUACAUGAAUGAUUACAUAACUGUGUGCUUAAGGAGGACGGAGAAAGUUUUAAAAACAAGACAAAGUGGAGGAAUGGAAAUGGCAUAUGACUACUCGUUUGCCUCUGCCAAAUUUGCUCAGGCAAUGUACAGCUCUUCUAGCAUGCACCAAGCUGUCCCGUUCUCAGUUAAACUAGAGUUCAAUCCAUAGCACGCCAAAAUCAGAACUUCUUUUCCUCGGUAUAGAAAACGCUGUCCUGUACAGAAGUCUUGGAGGAUAACCAAAUCCCUUGUACCUCUCUGCAAUGCUGUCCGGUGGAAACGAUGACAGCUCCAAGGCAGCUUUUCCAAUGCAUCUGUUCUUGCAACCUUCAAUUCCAUGAUCAACACACAAAAACACUUUCUUCUUGCACAUAACAACUAUGCAUACGGGACAACACACUUUAAGUGGAAUCUCCACCCUGCAGUUCCUAUUCAAAUAUCACUUACAAUAUGAAGCAAACUAUUUUGUCAACAGUUUGCACUGUCCUUAUUUACCAUUAUUCUUCUUUUCCAAGUUACAAUUUGGUGAAACCACUUUUAUCAGUUUUAGUUAAUGGUUGCCACAGACAUGGCC
This is a messenger RNA of Branchiostoma floridae (Florida lancelet), 3088 nucleotides long. RefSeq names its product galactose-1-phosphate uridylyltransferase-like. The record is from RefSeq and is a predicted model, not a curated record. Gene Ontology annotation, cellular component: cytoplasm. Lineage: Eukaryota; Metazoa; Chordata; Leptocardii; Amphioxiformes; Branchiostomatidae. Gene Ontology annotation, biological process: beta-D-galactose catabolic process via UDP-galactose, Leloir pathway. The transcript has 11 exons. Bases 1 to 1140 code for a protein of 379 amino acids. Gene Ontology annotation, molecular function: UDP-glucose:hexose-1-phosphate uridylyltransferase activity; zinc ion binding.